Molecule: messenger RNA, 1507 nt
Organism: Solanum dulcamara
Lineage: Eukaryota; Viridiplantae; Streptophyta; Magnoliopsida; Solanales; Solanaceae
Product: KH domain-containing protein At2g38610-like
Exons: 7
Coding region: 111-959 (282 amino acids)
Biological process (GO): regulation of mRNA splicing, via spliceosome
Cellular component (GO): nucleus
Molecular function (GO): mRNA binding
Source: RefSeq, a predicted model, not a curated record
UUUCAAGGGUUGUCUCUUUUUCUUUUCUUUUCUUUUCCUUUGUUGUGCCGCUAUAACCACCAUUUUCAGUCUAAAACUUUCGCCUGGAAAAAAAAGAAAAGAAAAAAGCUAUGUCAGGUUUAUAUAAUCCCAACUUUUCACCUGCUAGAGCUGCUUCUCCCCAGAUUAGAAGUACACCAGAUGUUGACAGUAAUCACUACUUGUCAGAGCUGUUGGCGGAGCAUCAAAAGCUUGGACCUUUUAUGCAAGUUCUUCCCAUAUGUAGCAGACUCUUGAAUCAAGAGAUUUUAAGGGUUUCUGGAAUGUUGCCGAACCAAGGAUUUUGUGAACUAGACAGAUUGCGACAUAGAAGUCCCAGUCCUAUGGGUUCAGCAAACCUUAUGUCAAAUGUUGCUGGAGCUGGAUUGAGUGGUUGGAAUGGACUUCCCCAGGAGAGGUUGAGUGGACCUCCUGGAAUGUCAAUGGACUGGCAAGGGGCCCCAGCAAGUCCUAGUUCGUACACUGUGAAAAGAAUAUUGCGGUUAGAAAUUCCAGUAGACACUUAUCCAAAUUUUAAUUUUGUAGGGCGACUUCUUGGCCCCAGAGGGAAUUCAUUGAAACGGGUGGAAGCUACUACAGGAUGCCGUGUUUUUAUUAGAGGAAAAGGGUCUAUAAAAGAUCCAGACAAGGAGGAGAAACUAAGGGGAAGACCAGGAUACGAGCACCUGAAUGAACCACUCCACAUUUUAAUUGAAGCUGAUUUGCCAGCCAGCGUUGUGGAUAUUAGAUUGAGACAGGCACAGGAAAUCAUAGAGGAGUUGCUCAAGCCCGUGGAUGAAUCACAGGACUACAUAAAGAGACAGCAGUUGCGUGAACUUGCGAUGCUAAAUUCAAAUUUCAGGGAAGAGAGCCCUGGACCAAGUGGCAGUGUCUCUCCUUUCAAUACUAGUGGAAUGAAACGUCCCAAGACUGGCCGUUGAGAGAGAUGAGAAAUUGAAGUUAUUGAUGCUAAGAGAGGUUUGUACUCCUCGGAUAAUGAGAGGCAUGCCUGGGCAUUCCUCUCAACAUACAUCAUAUCCGCGUCACUACCUAAACCCAAGCUAUAAAUAGACACACAGGUCCUUGCGGGUGAUUUUUGGUUUGCUUUUGGGUUUUAUUUAUUUUUUUCAACAACAGAAAUGAAAAGAGAGUAAAAAGGAAAAUUAGAACUUAUGGUUUAUACAGUUGGCUUUUUUAUUUAGGUUUGGUAAUGUCAGUCCGAUGUAAGCUUCAUUGAUUUAUUCUUGUGUUAGUAAUUGUAGUGUGAAAUGUGCUGUUAUUGGUACAUGGUAGCAUUAGCAGUUUGAAGCCAAUAGGUCUUUCCUUCAUUAUGUUGAAGUCGUACAUUGGACGACUAUUAUCAAAGAGACACCAAUAUUGGUGCUUUGACUGGAGUUGGAUUUGUGUAUUCACCUAUUAUUGCAACGUGUAAUAUGUUAAAAUAGAACAAUAUUUUAAAUUCUUUCUUGGAUGAUUGUUUUGCUGAUCA